AUGUCAAGAUUUAGAGUAAAAUUUGUAAAGAUCUUGUCAGUGAUAGUCAUAAUACUCGUGUCAUUGUUUAUCUAUUUUGAUAAUCGAGAUGAGAGAAUAUUCUUUAAAGAAAAUUACAUACAAUUAGGUGGUUCCCUAUAUGACGGAGCCGGCAAUGUUUGCCAUUUGCCUCUUAAUGUUAAUCCAUUUGACGAAAGUGUAUCUAAAUAUAUCUCAAUUUUGCCGAAACACAUUGAAUGUCGGCAUCAAAGCGACCCGACAACCAAUUUGACGUACAUCGACAGCACCGGUACUCUAAGGCAAGCGUACGGACAGUUUAAGUGUAACUAUCAGUUCUUCGGUCGUCGCGAAGGCAACGACAAUGAAUUGGAUUACAAGAAGAAUAUUCAGGAAUUGAAUCCCAAGACAGGCAUUCCGAUGGCUGACAAUAACUUUGUUUGGGUUGAAUGUCGUGAUCUGUUCUCGCGGAAGAUCUACGAAAACACUCACUUUUGGUACGAAAUAAAAUCAAAGCCAUCGAUGAGAGUCAAAACGGACGAUAAUGUCGAUAAGCCAUCGGUUCUCAUACUAGUGAUUGAAUCUCUUUCUCACAUAAAUUAUCUCCGAUUUAUGACCCAAACUCGACAAUCACUGGAAAGAUUGAAUCAUAUCGUUUACAUGAAAGGAUUGACCAAAUUGGCGGACAACUCGUUUCCAAAUAUGGUUCCCUUACUAACCGGCAAAAGAGUUUGGAAGAAUGAGUUACAAAACGAAGACUUUGGUCCAUACGAUGACUGGCCAUUCAUAUGGAAGGACUUUCAUAAUGCCGGUUAUAAGACAGCCCUAAUAGAGGACUUUCCGUCUUUCACACUAUUUAACUACGAGUCUCACGGCUUUGUCAGCCAACCGACCGAUUGGUAUCCGCGACCCUUUUGGAUACACCUAUUCCGUGAUGUCUCGAAAAUACUAUUGGGUUUAAUACCAUUUGAUUUAAGCAACUGUUAUAUGAAUCGGUUUCCCAAAAUUGAUAUAUUUUUUCAACAAAUCAAACAUUUCAUUCAUGAAUGUCAUGCAAAACAUUAUCCAUAUUUUGCAUUUAAUUUUUACAUCGAAGUCACACAUAAUGAUUUCAAUAGAGUACAACUCAUUGAUUCACAUGUUUCACAAUUUAUUGAACAAAUAAGAGAUCAAUUGAAUAAUACAAUAUUUAUAUUAAUGGGAGAUCACGGCAACCGAUUUGGACCGGUAUUGCAGACAGUGAUUGGCCGAAUUGAGGAAAGGAUGCCAUUAUUUGCUGUUAGAUUACCGGACCGUAUGGUUGAAAAAUAUCCACAUUUGUUAAAUACAUUGGAGACGAAUAGUGAGAAAUUGAUUACUUGGUUAGACUUGUAUGAAAUGCUAACAGAUAUCGUAUUUCAAAGAUAUAAAACACACGAAUCAUUCAUACAAUCAUCUCACCAACCAUUGUCCACAAUCCGAUCAUACAGUCCGUGGAGACAAUCAAUACCCGAUUGGAGGACGUGUGACAAUGCAUUGAUACCCGAAAACUAUUGCGUUUGCAAUAAACGUAAACUAUUGAACAUAACUGAGCCGAUCGUGAAGACUGCAUCCGUAGCUCUGAUCAAACAAAUCAAUGGUUUAGUGCCUCCACUCAAAUGCCAAACAGUUUACUUGAAAUCAACGAUUUCAGCUGAAAUUAUACUUCCGAGUAGUUCAACGGCCAAACCGCGUGGUUUCGAAAGUCGUAUAGAAAUAACCGUUUUAGCUGAACCUUCGGGCGCUAUAUUUCGCGGACAACUCAUCCGUACGGUUUACACACCCGACUGGACUGUUAAGGGAGAGAUCAAUCGGAUCAACAAAUAUGGAAAUCAAUCGCAUUGUGUCCGUCAAAGACAACUCAAACCGUUUUGUUUUUGUAUGGAUUUGCAUUCAACAUAAUCUUGUAAAUGACUUAUUUUAUAUAUACAAUACUUAAAUAUAUUGAUAGUUA
Molecule: messenger RNA, 1969 nt
Organism: Oppia nitens
Lineage: Eukaryota; Metazoa; Arthropoda; Arachnida; Sarcoptiformes; Oppiidae
Exons: 4
Coding region: 1-1917 (638 amino acids)
Source: RefSeq, a predicted model, not a curated record